Exophiala dermatitidis NIH/UT8656 is the source of this 3577-nucleotide messenger RNA. RefSeq lists its product as uncharacterized. The transcript is spliced from 5 exons. Gene Ontology annotation, cellular component: membrane; intracellular membrane-bounded organelle; cytosol. Lineage: Eukaryota; Fungi; Ascomycota; Eurotiomycetes; Chaetothyriales; Herpotrichiellaceae. Gene Ontology annotation, molecular function: oxysterol binding. Gene Ontology annotation, biological process: piecemeal microautophagy of the nucleus; exocytosis; endocytosis. The coding region runs from base 1792 to 3096 and encodes 434 amino acids. The record is from RefSeq and is a predicted model, not a curated record.
CUUUUGGCUCAUUGAGUCUGCGGUGUUGCAUUUUACACAGUGUGCUUCAAUUCAACUCCUUUACAAUCAGAGACUGACGAAUGUCCUGUCUUGUAUUCUGACUCCAGUCGCCCUGGUUUGGUGCAAAUUGGUGUGGACCUAGACACGUUGUAUUACUUUUGUUAGUCUGGGAGAUAGGACACAACACCGCUCGCCUGUCCUACCCAUGAGCGUUCAGGACCGCCUCCACGCGUAUCGUCAUCUCUAUCGAACCGCUCUGCAAGCUGUAUGCUACUCCCGUCCAGCACGCUACGAGAUUCGGGACAUACUUCGCGAGUCAUUCCGUUCUCCGGCCGCCACGGACUUCAAUCCGCGCAGGGUCGAGAAUACGCUGCGAUUUCUAAAAAAUGCCGGCACAUACAAUGGCUACGAGCAUAGAAUUCUCAAGAACCUGCUGCACCUGAAAUUUUAUUAUGGAAGGAGGUUCGACAAACGACUAUUGAGGACAGCGAACAACCACUAUGCUAUUCAGGCACGUCAGCAAAUCUGGCACCAGUAUCGGGCGACUCUGGCAAUGCUAAACGAAAGUAUGGACAUGUGUUUGGCUUUCUAGCAUCCAAAAAAAGGAAUCCAAUCCCGCUAUCCCAUAUGGCAGGUUGGCUACCGACACACCACUAGCCUUCUGUGCAUAAAUGUUUCUACCACCUCUUCGUGGUGGUGAGAAUGCGUGGUACGGCAAAUGCUAAGGAUGCCUGGGGCCAACCUACCGCCGUUGUCUACACUAUCUGAGCCAGGCCCUUGCUGUGUUAUUUGCUCAAAUGAGGCGUGUCCAAAGGUGUCCAAAUCUCCGCAUCUCCGUGCUCAUGGAAGUCCAGCGGCAGGAGAGUUGAAACGCACCUGCCGGUGAAGGAGCCGAGACCGCAUGUUGUUGGCUCUCAGGCGUGCCCUUCAACCCUGGAGCUGGUUGAGUUCUAUGCUCAACAACGGCAAUGGGAUGAUCUCGACACUGCCGCUGGCGAGUUUCUAGUCAAAUCCUGCCAUGUCCAAGCACGAGGUGUCUGGGCCACCUUCGGCACUCAACUUCCCAGUAUGCCUGCUGCAGGAGUCGGCGUAUGAGAGCCUGACAGACUGCUCGGUGUAGGAGGCCCGGAGGAGUACUCCACUGACACGCAUUUUGAUCCGUAACUUCUGCCUAUGACUACCUGGACCGAAUGUGUGCACCUAGGACACAAGGCCGUGUCCGCGGGAACAGGUCGGCGUACAGGAAACCGGUAAGUGCUGAACGCAGGGUAAUGCACUUUUCACAAUGAAUAUAUGUAUAACAAACGUUCAAAACUCGACUCCGGUUGUCCUUGUAUUAUCUCAGCACCAAGACUUGGCCAAAUUGCCCCCUGGCAUGUUUGAGAACCAUGGCCGAAUUGAUACAAUGCUUAACCCCGUAUAAGCCCACUGAUUUCCACAGAUACGCGAACUUCCAAUGGAUGACCGUUAAACUGCCUAUCUACUGAACACGGCAUGCAAAUUUUGAGAAGCGCCACAUAUGAGGCUGGUGCAUAUCUCUGUAAUGAGGUUGCACAAUCUCGAAUGGUGAGUCAGUACAGGGUCAUGAUAUCAUGGACUCAACCCCCUGCCACCUGCCAUGUAAACAACCCAGCAAUAUGGAUGGUAUGAAACAUACCGUCAGCAGCAUAGGGCCUCAUCGGCUGGCCACAUAUUGUUGCCUGUGCUGUGGUCACCAACAAGUUCAUGGUGUAUUUCCAGCAAAAAGUCAUUUUGACACGGAUUUGUUGAAAAGUCUUCCAAUUGUUAAGCAUGCCGGAACAAGUAACAGAGCUGCAACAACCCCCUGCCGCUCCCAGCCUUGCUCAAAACCGGUCGAGACUGAAGGACUUUGUUGCAUCCGUCGCAGUCAUCCGCGGCGAUCUUUCCAACAUCACAGCACCUCCUUUCGUGCUCGACACGAAAUCUGCAGUCGAGCUCCCGGCGUUCUGGGCCGAGCGGCCGGCAGUCUUUGUUGCUCCUGCUUCCUCUGAUGAUCCAGCUGAACGCGCCGUGCUCGUACUGAAAUGGUUCCUGGCAUCCCUACGCAACCAGCAAUAUGCAGGUCGCAGAGCGGACGAGGGUGUCAAGAAACCGCUCAACGCGUUCUUGGGAGAAUUAUUCCUGGCUACAUGGAACAGCGACGCCGCAGCUCGCUCCGGGCCAACCAGGUUAGGGACCACUAGGCUGGUCAGCGAGCAGGUCAGCCACCAUCCGCCAGUGACAGCGUGUCGAGUAUGGAACGAGGAGCAUGGUGUUUCGGCCGAGGGAUACACCCGCCAGGAGAUCACGUUCAGCACCACCAUGAACAUCCGGCAAUUUGGACACGCCACGUUCCAUCUCGCCAAGCACAACGAAACAUACUUGAUUCCGCUCCCAGAUGUCAAGAUCAAGGGUGUCUUCAGUGGCAGCCCGUACCCGGAGCUGCAAGGCACGUACCGCAUCCCGAGCACAAGCGGGAUCACAUCCUCCAUCCAAUUUGGCGGGACAGGUUUUUUGUCUGGCUUCGAUAAGAGCAAGCAUGCCUUCGAAGCCAAAGUAUAUCGUGAUGACGACGGUAACAGCGACGACGAGGCAGACAACAAACUACUAUACACAGUCAGGGGCAACUGGGACAGGGCAUUUACCAUCCACGACACCCGUAAGGGCGUCGACGUCGCAACAUUCGACGUUCGAACUGCAGCGACCACUCCUCUCACGGUAGACCCUCUGAGUGAGCAGGAUCCAUGGGAGUCGCGGCGAGCCUGGCGUGAUGUUCGGGAGGCAUUGGAACGAGGAAACAUGCAUGGCGCCGCAGAUGCCAAGUCAAAGCUCGAAAAAGGCCAGCGAGACAUGCGGAACCAUGAGGCGGCGGGCAGUCAGUGGAAGAGUCUAUUCUAUGAGAAGCAGGAGACCAAUGACCCAGUCACGCAACAGCUGGCACGCAAGAUAGGCAAGACGCUCGAUCCGGCUGAUACACUAGGAGUGUGGAAGUUUAGGCUGAAAGAGUGGCAGGACGGGAAGUUCAAGAAACCUUACCACGGAGCCCUGACUCCUGAUUGUACUAAUGUUUCGGGGAUUGAGAGAACGGCACAGUAAUCUGACAUUGCGCGACAUGUACACGUCAAGGAUAAAGAGCGGUCGAGACAGUCCGACACUGACGCCGUCAAUGGUGUCUCGGUAUCAUCAGCAACUCGAGGAAACAAUCAGGGAGGCGAGGUGUCAAACGCAGGCAAGCAACCGGAGAACAAGUCUGCUGACACCGCCGACGCUUCUCCUGCCUCGAGUCAACGAAGUGAUCAACCUGCUGCCCGACUUGACAAAGUCGACAGAGACGUAUCGGACGACAACCACGGCAUAGCGAACAGCACAAACAGCACCAGCAGCGGCCCCAGCAUGUCGGCAACAGAGAAGACCCAAGUGGAGGCGUUUUUGAGGCACAAGUAUUCGAGUUUGAGAUAGUUACCAUCGUCUAAGGGAUUCAUCAAUCGUAAUAUUUUUUUUCUUCCUUAUCCCGCAUCCAACUGCCACCAAUCGUAGACCUCUGGUGGCCAUUUAAGUACUAAAUACAGUAUUUGCC